Sardina pilchardus (European sardine) is the source of this 4310-nucleotide messenger RNA. It is a transcript of the gene mag, whose product is annotated as myelin associated glycoprotein. The record is from RefSeq and is a predicted model, not a curated record. Bases 169 to 1944 code for a protein of 591 amino acids. The transcript is spliced from 10 exons. Lineage: Eukaryota; Metazoa; Chordata; Actinopteri; Clupeiformes; Clupeidae.
UGGUAAAAACAGGAGAGGAAUGGGUGGAGGGCUCGUCGCUUGACCCUCACUGGACACAGUACAGAGAGAGCGAAGGAUUUGCCUUGACAUAUGAGGAUAAGAAUCAGAUAGAAAGGCCUAUGAUAACUUGUUAAUACGGGCACCCUGAUAUCUGAGGCAUAGAGGACCAUGAAGUGCUGGGAGCUACUUCUGCUCAUUUUCAUAGCAAUCAAAGUUGUCAAAACACAGUGGAAUGUAUGGAUGCCACGGGAUAUCUCAGCCAUGACCAACUCAUGUGUAGUCAUCCCCUGUUCAUUUAUGUACCCUUCGGGAAUCAGGCCUUAUCGCGGUGUCCAUGGAAUAUGGUAUUUUGGUCAGCCGUAUCCACAGUUGUUCCCUCCUGUGGUAUUCAAAUCUCGGACAGACAUUGUGCACGAGAGUUACAAAGGCCGCACUAAACUACUUGGUGACCUGCACCAGAAGAACUGUACAUUGAGGAUCAGCAACAUCGGUCCUGAGCACUCUGGAAGAUACUACUUUCGUGCAGACCUAGGUGGAGCCAAUAUUUAUACGUACCCAGAUUUUUCAGAAGUAAAGGUCCUGGACCAACCAAACAUUGAUGUACCUGAGGAAAUUGUUAGUGAUGACAGCCUUGAUUUGACAUGUUAUGCUCCAGACAACUGUCCUGAUAUGAGUCCUGAAAUCCACUGGAUGUACACAGAUUAUCUACCAGACCCACUCUUCACUGCAGACUACUUGGAAGACAGUAACACAGCUGUGAUAUCCAGCACUUUAACUUUUACCCCCAGACCCAUGCACAAUGGCCAACUACUUGGCUGUCGAGUUCACUAUCCAAACACCACCUUUGUGUAUGAACAUCUCAUUUCAUUGGAUGUGAAGUAUGCUCCCCAAACUGUGUGGGUAAAUGCGUCCCAAGAGGUCAUGGAAGGAAGUUCAGUGGUGCUUCACUGUGAAGUAGACAGCAACCCAGUGUCCCGCAUCUCUUGGCACUUCGGCGAUGAAGAGCUUCUGUCCGACACAGCUUCAAAUGUCUCACUCUAUCUAGAGGACCUGAAUCCUACCCAGGAGGGUAUCUACACCUGUGUUGGUGACAACGGCUAUGGUGUUAUGAACACCUCCAUGUACCUGGCUGUCAAGUAUCCACCCCGUGAUCCUUGGGUGAACAGUUCUCUGACAGUGCUGGAGGGUUCAUCCAUAUACCUCCAAUGCAACACGCAAGGCAGCCCAGUGCCUACUCUUACUUGGCUCAAGGAUGGGGAGCUGGUGGGCACCAUUAUAGCGGAUGAGCUUUCUGUCUUGGAACUGGUGGAGCUGACACCUCAAGGAAGUGGCCAGUAUCGUUGCUUGGCUGAGAAUGAGCAUGGCCGUUCAUCCAGCUCACUCAACAUCACAGUGGAGUUUGCUCCAAUUCUUCUGGAUGAAUCCAAGUGUACAGUAGUCCGUGAGGGUGUCCAGUGUGUUUGCAUGGCAACAGGAAACCCUGAGCCAGCGAUUGAGUUUUACCUUCCUGACCUCAACAUCACCAUAAAUGAGACAGAGAAUCGCUUCAACUACUACACACACACAGAUGGCUACACAUCAACUGGGAUGAUCAAGCUGCGUGACAAAGGUGAACAAAUGGGCAACGGAGGAACUGGAAUUCAUGUCCAUUGUAGCAUCACCAACAUUUAUGGCACCGAAACCGUCCAACUGGAACUUCAGCAGGAGAAAAAGUAUAUGAUGGCUGUGAUAGUGGGCACUAUUGGAGGAGUAGCAGUCAUUGCCUUCAUCAUUGCUGCAGUGAGAUAUGUUGGCCAUAACAACAAGAAAGAGAAUGGCAACCCUGGGCAGGACCUGGUUUCUAAACUGGAGAAUCCAUCAAUGUUCUACAGCGCAGUCAAGAAGGACAAACACAGUCUCAGGAAGAAAGUGACCGUCUCCACCACAAAAAACAGUUCCAGCUAGAGCUGACGGCAUUGAGUUGCCAGGCAAUGAACAUUCCAGAUCCGUCCAGAUCAUCGGGACUUAAAGAGACACACCUGCCUCUUCUCUGUGUCCCUGUCAUCAUCGGACUCAUAAAUAAAAUCAAAUGUUAUGUUGAAAAUGUCGCUGUCUACUAUAUUGCUUAAUUCGCGAGUCUGUUAACUUCUCUCGCUGACGCUUUUCAUAAAUGAAUGGAAUGUAGUUUUAACAGUUACAAUGCAUCAUUCGCGGAGUGAUUAGCCUACUAGCAGUUAAAAACUUUGAGUGGCCUUGUGCUGUGAUGCUGCCACUCAUGAUGACUCAUAGAAUACCUCUCGUCCAAUCAAAAAUUAAUAAAUUGCUUGACCGGACCGAACUGUUGUAUUCUGUUGUGUGUAAAUGACAUUAACCAUUCACAUUAUUUCAUAUAUUAUAUGUUUGUUGUUUACUGAGAACAUUUGGAAGAGUUAGCUUACACCACAUAUUGACAUAUUAUGUCAAAAGACAGUCAUUUUUUACCUUUCUACAACGUUGCACAUUUCAUAGAACUUCUUCAGUCUUACAGUGAACAGGCAUUGCAUCUCAACAAAAGUCCACGUUAGGACUAUGUUUUAGCCACAAACAUCUUGCAAAACCAAACUCUUCCACUCUCAUCUGUUUUCGUGAAGUUUGUUCAAAGAAAUAUAACACGUCGUUAUUACAAUAUAUGAUCGUUUAAAGAAUGGCAGAAGAUUAAACCCAUUUUUCCCUUAAGACAGUGGUUUAAUGUAUUUUGAAGCUCCCCGUUCGCUCACCUACACAAUGUACUGGCGUCCUUUUCCCAAAAGCAUAGUUGACUAUGAUAGCAACUACCUUUGUCGUGUCACUACCAAAUGUGAGUCCGUAUAUUUGAGGUAUGCAUGCACAAACUCGUUGUCAUAUAUCACUUCAUCAUCACAUUUUUCAUUUUGGAAAAUUAAAAAAGUAAGAGCAUAUUUGUUUGCUCUUGUUAAAGGAACACUCCAAGAGAAUAACGUAGUUUAAUAUGAAAAAACAGUGGAGUGCUCCUUUAAAAUAUUCACGAAAUAUGACCGAAUGUCAACACCGUAUUUCUGUAUCGUUAAUGUAUCUGUAACGUGUAACUCAACUACUGUCAACUCGGAUUUGGCAGUGACACUAGCGCGGAAGAUGCAUUGUAAUUAGCAAUUAUGCUUUUGGGCAACGCACCCAUGUAACUUCCUAUACACUUAAGUCAUUUUACUCAGUGUUAAAGGGGCAGGACUACAAAUAAGUUUUAAUUUGCACAGAAAUUACUUACAAACUUGAAACUUGACAUUUCUGCAGAAAAAACACGACUACAAUGGUGAUUUCCAAAUAAAUUUUAUAAAUGUAGAUUCCAUUAUAAUACACUCUUUGGUCUUAUCAGUCAUGUCCCCUUUAAGCCAAGAAACCAGAAACGGGUAGGGCAUUUUAGUGGAUGCACAGAAAGGAAAGGAGAAGCAUUACAUGGAAAGAGAUCAAUCUUGUUCAACUUAGGUUUAACGUUGUAGUAGUUGAGAGAAAACGUCCAGUUUUGCAAGUGGCUAAUGGAUGUGGUUAUACUGUGGUUAUCAACUGGUUAGUAUGAUAGUAUGAGCCUAAUCCUGCAAGGGAUAUUAAGAACUCAUUUAAUUGUUUAUUUGUUGAGAUGUCAUUAACUGUUCAUUUUGUGAGACUGCAGAAAUUAUAUUUGUACUCAGCCAUAUCUAUCCCAAUACAAGAUAGAUGUACCAGAGCAAACAAAAUAUGACCGCCUCUUAGUCCUGAACAUCCUCCCCAUUGAUGAAUUAUAAAUCAAUUUUGUACAUUUGUCUCCAUAUCCUACUCCAUCCCCUACUCUUGCAACUAUUGUGUGUGCUUGUACAGUAUGUGUGUGCCUAUGUGUGUGUGUGCCUGUAUGUAUCUGUGUGCAUGCGUAUUUUUUCCAUAAAAGUGGUGGCUACAUGCCCACAAAAUUUCAUGUGUCCCGAUAUUUCCAAGUCCUAGGAAUCGUUAAAUUCAGGAAGUAGGAUGACGAUGCCUAUAUGAUCGCAGUGCUAGCUACGCUAGUGGCGGUGAUAAUGAUUUAUGAUUGGUUAAUGAUUAAUGAUUUAAGUGGUUAUGAACGUAUUCAUUUAAAUUAUUCAUUUAAUGGCAUUUAAAUGAAAUAAUUUAGUGGAACUUCUUGGAAGCAGGAGACUAAUGAAUGUGUGUGGGCAAUAGUUUUUUUCAUUAGGCUAUAGAAUAACAUCACACUUUCCCAUAAUCUCUACAUUGCAUGAUCAUUUAACAGUUUUUAUUUUUCUAUUGUAAUUCAUACCUUAGUGCAUUCCUUAAAAUGUCUUAGUAUUUCCUGAAAAUAAACAAGCUCA